Molecule: messenger RNA, 1121 nt
Organism: Oryzias latipes (Japanese medaka)
Lineage: Eukaryota; Metazoa; Chordata; Actinopteri; Beloniformes; Adrianichthyidae
Product: MICOS complex subunit mic25a
Biological process (GO): inner mitochondrial membrane organization
Cellular component (GO): mitochondrion; MICOS complex
Source: RefSeq, a predicted model, not a curated record
CUGCAAUGCCAGAAUGACCUUUAUUGGAGCAUUUUGCAGCCACCAGUCGCUGCGGAAACGACUCUAGCUGAUCGGUUCACUCAUGUCCUCCUGGCGAAGCACGCCAGGGGGCUUUUAGGGGGCUUUUAGUGUUCGUAAUACCCCGUGGUGCUCGGGCAGCUGGUGAGAAUAAUCAUGGGGGCAAACGGGAGCUCGGCGAGGAACGUGUCUUUCGGUUUGGAUGACGACAAGAAGGUCACGGUUAUUGAAGGAGUCCGGCUUUCAGGAGAUGUCUGCCGCAGGAUGAGGGAAGCCCAGGCGUCUGGGAAGCCCAAGCCGCCAUCAGUUCCACCCGAAGGUCAAAAACCAGGAGCUCAUCCAGAAGGAGUUUCCACCAAGGAGGCCCAGGAGGAGAUGCGCAAAAACUUUGAGCAUCAGCAGGCUUUGGUGCAGGAGCAGCUGGCCAAACUGGCCCAGAAGGAGAAGGAGGUUUCCGCCGCCACUGGCCUGAAGGACUCCAGCGCCGCUGCCAUCAUGGAGAGAGGGAGGGCUCAUCACGAGCAAGAAAAAGCCAAGGUGCUGCCAGCAGAUUUGGAUGCAUGGGCCAAACAGUUGGAGAGGAAGGAGGCGGAGCUCGCCACGUUGUCCGCCUUUUAUAAGGAGCAAUUAGAAAUACUAGAAAAAAAGAACUUGGAUGAGUACAAGCAGGCGGCUGAAGAGUACAACCAGGCAGCGAGCAGAGCUGAAGCCCACUUACGACCCCGGAGGACCGAAGCUUUCUGCACUGACCUGCAGGCCAAGGUGCUCCAGUGCUACAGAGAAAACCCCCAGCAGACCCUGCUGUGCUCCAGCCUGGCCAAACAAUACAUGAGCUGCGUUCACCAAGCAAAGAGCUCCUUGACGAAUCACGGCUGAAGAACGUUGCGUUGAAGGAGUGAAGAAGACCAGAAAGGAGAGCUUUGCUCCUUUUUUGUUGCUCUCUUUUGCCUCUGCAUCCGUCCAUCCAUUUAUCAGCCCCCGUCUCUGACUGACCCCCCCUCGACCUGACUCCUCCCUGUAAAGUGCACGAUGUGUUGAUUUAUUGUCAAGUUGAGGCAGCGCUCCCCUGCUGCCUUUGAAAAUAAAUUCCAAUGAUUCAGUGA